CAGGAAGUUUGCUUUUUGUCUUUUCCUAUAUAAUUUUUCUGCUUAUUUGCGCAGCAAGUCUUCCUGGAUUAGAACCAAUAUGGAGAAAUACUGAAGAAGGGCAACAAGCAUUUAUAAAGAAUAACAAAACAACAUGGCAGAAAACAGAAGACUCCUCACAAACUUUCUCUUUUUUAGUAGUGUCUUCACAUUAACUCUUUGGAACAAUAUCAAGCCAUCUGAUGAAAAUGAAUUUAUUGCAAACUAUUCUGGCAGCUUACUAGAAGACCAUUAUGAUUAUGAAACCAAGAGCCUGCUGCUCUCACACAGAAAGAGGCUUCAGUUUGCAUCAGCAGAUAACAAAAUAAACCAUCCCAGCUGGGAUGUGGAACAAAAUACUUCGGACAGUUUAGUACUGUCAAAUAUCCCAAAGGAUGGAAUCAGUGAUUUAAUACAACUAUUGUCAAAAUUCAACAAAACCUCAGGAUUAAAAAAUCUUGCUCUGAAAAAUAUUACAACAUCCUGGGAAAACUUUAUUAGAAUCCUUCAGAUUGUGUGGCAUACAUCCACUGAAUAUUUCAGUAUCUUCAAGGUGAAACUGAUGUCACAUAUUAACAAGCAACACUUCAACUACAAUGGUACUUCACUGAAAGCAGUGAUAAUAACGAAUGUUUCCAUUGAUGUAUUCUAUUUUUCACAGGAUGACCUCUACUGCAUAUUUUCAGAGAUGAACAUUACAGCCUUGACAAUAUCUAAUUCAAAGAUAAUACAUAUGCUUUGCCCUUCCAAACGAAGUCAAUUUCGCUUUUUAAACUUUUCAAACAAUGAUUUGACAGACAUGGUUUUUCAAGGCUGUAAUAACUUAGAUCUCCUGGAAACACUUAUUCUACAGAGGAAUCAAUUAAAAAAACUUUCUAAGGUGAGCUCAAUGACGAGUAAAAUGAAAUCACUGAAACACUUGGACAUAAGUAGGAAUUUGCUGUAUUAUGAUGAGAAUGAGAACCACUGCCACUGGGUUGGAACUCUGGCUAAACUGAAUUUGUCCUCAAACAAAUUGACGGACUCAGUUUUUGAAUGUUUGCCAAUCAAUGUCCAAAUACUUGAUCUGCAAAAUAACCAAAUCAGAAUGGUCCCCAAAGACAUUACUGACCUGAAAGCUUUGAAAGAGCUAAAUAUUGCAUUUAACAGGUUAACUGAGCUGCCUGGAUGUGGUCAUUUUAGGGGUCUGGAAUUACUGAAUAUAGAAGAGAAUUCAAUUCUCAUCCCAUCAUCUGACUUCUUCCAUAGCUGUCAAAAUAUCAGAGAGCUCAGAGGAGGACACAAUCCAUUCCAGUGUUCUUGUGAAUUACGAGACUUUGUUAAUUUUGAAAAAAAAUCAGGCGGAAGGUUGGUUGGCUGGCCAGAAUCUUAUGUGUGCGAAUAUCCAGAUGACUUAAAGGGAACAGAGCUAAAGGACUUUCAGUUGUCUGAACUGUCUUGCAAUACAACUCUCUUGCUUGUUAUAGCUCUAGUUGUUACAGUGGUGGUAGUGGCUGUGACAUCCUUUCUGUGUAUCUAUUUUGACAUAAUGUGGUAUUUGAAGAUGAUGUGGCAGUGGACACAAACAAAACGUAGGGUUCGGAAGAGUCACCCUGAAGAUCUGCAAAGCAUUUUACAGUUUCAUGCUUUUAUUUCAUACAGCGAACGGGAUUCCCUCUGGGUGAAGAAUCAUCUGAUCCCAAACCUGGAGAAGGAAGAUGGGUCUGUACAGAUCUGUCUGCAUGAGAGGAACUUCAUUCCUGGCAAAAGCAUAGUUGAGAACAUUAUAAACUGCAUUGAGAAAAGCCACAAAUCAAUCUUUGUUUUGUCUCCCAAUUUUGUCCAGAGUGAAUGGUGCCACUAUGAGCUUUACUUUGCCCAUCACAAAUUAUUUAGUGAAAGUUCCAAUAGCUUAAUCCUCAUUUUACUGGAACCAAUCCCGCAGUAUCUCAUUCCUGCCAGAUAUCACAAGCUGAAAGCUCUCAUGGCAAAGAGAACAUACUUGGAGUGGCCAAAGGAGAAAAGCAAACAUGGCCUUUUCUGGGCUAACCUUAAGGCGACUCUUAACAGUAACCUGCCAAUAUCUGGCAAAGUGGUUGUAGAAACAGACUAAGAAUUAUUUUUAUUUAAAUUGUAUUUUUAUUCUGAGAAAAUAAUAAACAUUGGAUUAUAAUGAUUAA
This is a messenger RNA of Gopherus evgoodei (Goodes thornscrub tortoise), 2177 nucleotides long. RefSeq names its product toll-like receptor 1. Gene Ontology annotation, molecular function: lipopeptide binding; transmembrane signaling receptor activity; Toll-like receptor 2 binding. Gene Ontology annotation, biological process: immune response; toll-like receptor signaling pathway; cellular response to bacterial lipopeptide. Lineage: Eukaryota; Metazoa; Chordata; Testudines; Testudinidae. Gene Ontology annotation, cellular component: membrane. The transcript has 2 exons. Bases 134 to 2110 code for a protein of 658 amino acids. The record is from RefSeq and is a predicted model, not a curated record.